GCGCGCGCGCGCGGUCUUCUUUCUCCGCUUGCGCGCACGCAUUGACAAAAAACCGAAAGGUGCAAAAGUGAAGAGGCCAACUACUUUCGUCCUCUUUGAGCACCUAAUUGUGGAAAGCUUUUGCUCUGAUGUGAAAUGAAGUUGGAUCAAAUUGGAAUUUUCACAGCCAAAUAUUUUGGAAAAUUUUCCACAAAAAAUUGGGCGGAAAAUUGGAAUAUUAAUUCGAUUUAAUUCGAUUUGGAGCAGUGUAUAAAUUCAAAGUUUCCUCCCUUAACAGCCAUUCAAAUGCACUUUUUUCUUCGUUUAGUUUUUCUUAUAUAUGGCCUCCAGGCUCUCACCAAGUUCCGUUUUACCGGAGAGUUUAAGUGCAAACAUAAAUUCCUGAGAUCCCAUGUUGUAGUUUAUGAAGACGAUGAGGUGUUCGACAACGUUAUCAGUAAACACCAUUACGUGUUCCAUACAAAUGCACCACAUAUGUAUCUCGUUGAGGCUGAAGAUACCAAUGACGGAUUGCCAAAGUUUUUGGAUUCCUAUUUCGAGUUAUACAUGAUCAUCGUCCACGAUUGCACGGAUAAUGGGAAAUACAAGUUGUUGACAGUUGACUUGGGAUCUUAUUAUAUCAAGGAUGGGCAGUACGAUGAAACACGCAACAUUGAUCUGAACAAUGCCGGUGAAUGGACAAACGAAGUAAUCGGAACAAAGGCGAUGGUGAUGUCCAAGAUAUUUAUUUUCAAUGUUUGAUAAAAUUGUUCAUCAAUA
Messenger RNA from Caenorhabditis elegans, 759 nucleotides. It is a transcript of the gene Y18H1A.8, whose product is annotated as TransThyretin-Related family domain. Lineage: Eukaryota; Metazoa; Nematoda; Chromadorea; Rhabditida; Rhabditidae. The record is from RefSeq and is marked reviewed. The transcript is spliced from 5 exons. The coding region runs from base 286 to 741 and encodes 151 amino acids.